AUGGAUCCAGAGACCAAAGGAACCAAAGAGGAAGAGGAAAUAGAAAGUAUAACGACACUGAAUUUAUCCUAUGAAGCUAAUCAAGAUACAAAGGAGACAAAUAUUACUACUCAAGACGUGAUGUCACACAUUGGUACUCAGGAUACAAAGGAGCCCCACAGCGCAAACAAGGAAAUAAAGGUGACAAAUAUUACUAGUCAAGACGUGAUGUCACACAUUGGUACUCAGGAUACAAAGGAGCCCCACAGCGCAAACAAGGAAAUAAAGGUGACAAAUAUUACUACUCAAGAACCAAAGAUGUCUAACACUAAUAAUGAACAGAUAGGGUUGUCACACAAUGCGUCUCAAGAUAUAAAAUUGUCCCAUACAAAUGAAGAAAAAAUAGAGUUGCCACACAAUGCUACUCUCCAGUUUUCCCGCACAAUCGAAGAGAAAACACAGCUUCCAGUCUCUGCUAAUCAAUAUUUGAAGUUGCCCAAUCCAGCAGAACAUGAAAAUCCAUUUCCCCCAGAAUCACUGCCAGACAUGAAGUUAGGGACUUUAGUGCCGCAAGCAGAUGUUCCCAUCCAGAGUCCUGUGGUAGCCUCUCACUCUGGUCGUCGUCAAUCUGAAGUCUGGAAGAAAGGAGGCCGUUUGCUUUCGGCACUGUUGGCUAUCAACAUAGGCCUUGUGGCUAGUGUUCUAGUGAGCAGUGGAUACAUGGAGCAUGUGUCAGUGGAGGACACUGCAGUGUUGGGAUUUCUGGUCAUCCUUAUGCUGCUCUCAACGUUUUGGAUGAUCUUUCAAUUUUAUUUCUCCUGCCGAAAAAAUGCUGUACUAUAUAAAGACUCACAUGCUGGACCUGUGUGGCUAAGAGGCGGACUUGUGUUCUUUGGGAUCUGCAGCCUGGUUCUAGAUGUAUUUAAGAUUGGAUAUUACAUCAGCUACAUUGAGUGUGAGUCUUCAAUCAAACUCAUCCAUCCAAUGGUGCAGAGCGCAUUUAUCAUCCUUCAGACAUAUUUCCUCUGGGUCUCCAGCAAACACUGUGUGCAGAUUCAUACCAACAUCUCCAGGUAUGGACUAAUGCUAAUACUGAUCACAAACCUUAGCAUAUGGAUGGCGGCUGUGACUGAUGAGUCUGUCCAUCAAACCUCUGACCUGGAAGAUGAUUACCCUGACCUUCAUAAUGCCUUGCAUGGAUCUGAUGACAGUAAAGGUGUUAGUGGAGUGCAUAAACACACAUGUCAAUGCAGUAAUCGUCUGUGUCAUAUCUUCCAGGAGGGCUAUUAUUACCUGUAUCCCUUUAACAUAGAGUACAGCCUCUUUGCCUCAGCCAUGACUUAUGUCAUGUGGAAGAACGUGGGCCGCGUAAUGGAUGAUCAUGUGCCACCUCAUAGCCGACUUAGCCCCUGCUUUUGUUUCAAGAGUAUCUUUGUGGGUCUCCUGCUUGGUGUAGUGGUGGUGCUCGGUGGUGUUAUCACUCUUGUUCUCUACAAGAUCAAGGUCAACAGUCCAGAACGUGCACAAAAGGCUCAUAUCAUGUUCUACUCUUUUAACAUUGUAACGCUCAGUCUAAUGUCUAUGGCCUCCCUUGCUGGUUCUAUUAUCUACAGAUUUGACAAGAGAGAUAUAGAUGUCCACAAGAAUCCUACAAGGACUUUGGAUGUGGCCCUUCUUCUUGGGGCUGCUCUAGGUCAGUACUGCAUUGCCUACUACACCAUAGUAGCAAUGGUGAGCACCACUCCUGGCAAACUGCUUAACUGCUUGAACUUGGUAUACUCUCUGCUCAUGAUUGUGCAACACACUGUGCAGAACACCUUCAUUAUUGAGGGGCUGCACAGGGAGCCCUUCAAGGAUGAAGCCUUAGAGCCAGAAAAAGGUUUGGCUUUUGCCAAUGUAGCUGUGACAUCUUCAUUGCCUGACAAUCUUUCACUAGCAUUCUCAAUGCCGGGCCCAGAUCAUGUGGUUAAUGACAAUCAGGAAACACAUCCAAAGCAAAAUCUCAAGAGAAGACUGGUUCAGGAGAUCUCCCUCUUUCUGCUCUUGUGUAAUAUCAUUCUUUGGCUCAUGCCAGCAUUUGGUGCUCGACCACAGUUGAAAAAUAAUCUGGAGUUAAAUUUCUAUGGAAUUCAGAUAUGGUCGAUAAUAACCAACAUUUGCCUUCCAUUUGGCAUCUUCUACCGCAUGCACUCAGCUGCAAGUCUCCUAGAGGUGUUUAGAAUGUCCUAG
Molecule: messenger RNA, 2208 nt
Organism: Bombina bombina (fire-bellied toad)
Lineage: Eukaryota; Metazoa; Chordata; Amphibia; Anura; Bombinatoridae
Product: proton channel OTOP2-like
Exons: 6
Coding region: 1-2208 (735 amino acids)
Biological process (GO): proton transmembrane transport
Cellular component (GO): membrane
Molecular function (GO): proton channel activity
Source: RefSeq, a predicted model, not a curated record